GUCAGCUCCCAGUCCCUCGGCCGCCGGAGCGGGCAGCAAAGCGGGAGCACGGCUGGCAGGCAGCGCCCCGGCGGGCCCGGCGCCGGCCGGCGCGUCUCAGUAGAGAAAAUCAUGUCAGGAAGAACAUCAUCUUCAAGCCAUUUUCGUAUACCAAAGAAGAAAACAAACACCGAGUCAGAAGAUGUCCAAGUUCAGUCCCCUUUGGCAAGGCUCCCAGGCUCCCACCAUUGGGACUACCCUUUAAAAGAGUGGAGAUUAAGUGCCAGCUACAGAAAUCCUUCCACAAAAGGGAGAAGGCAAAGGGACCGUGACAGACACAGCUCUAACGACGAAGAAUCAGUCGGGCAACCCAAAGUUAUCUUGACGAAUGUCCUGAAGACGAAACUAGGAAGAAAGUACACACAGGCGCAACUUAAAACUGGUGCUAAUUUUUCUGAUGCUGGCAAGCGGCAGGCAGAUCUACCACCCUCAUCAUCUACUGCCAGCCUAAAGAUAUGGCAGAUUUUAAACCCUACUCUCCAAAGUCUUUUGCUAUCUAAAAGGCAACCCAAAGUUAUCUUGACGAAUGUCCUGAGGACGAAAAUUGGAAGAAAGUACAUAGACAACCGUGUAACAAUUGAUGCAAAUUUACCAGCUGCUGACAAAUUGCAGUCGGGUCAACUGCCCUCAUCAUCUGUUGCCAGCCUGCAGACAUGUCAAAUAUUAAGUUCUCCUCAUGAAAGUUCUUUUCUGUCUGAAAGGUCUGAACAUUGUCUGAGAAAGACAGAUGAUGAGCUAUGUAAUUUGACCAAAUCCUCUAAGGAACCAGGAAAAACUAAUGCUGUCACGUUAAGACGGCGGGAGCUGCAGAAGAAAGAUGCAGAAAACAAGCACUAUGAUGAACUGGAGAGGAGGAGCAGACAGAUGAACAGCACUACUCUUAGUCGGAAGGACUCGGGCUCUUUUGAUUCUGAGAAAAGGAAAAGAAGACAUAGUGACCAUAUUUCUGAUGAUUGUAAUGCAGACAUUCCAGAAAAAUCACUUGUACUCUCUGAAAAGCAAAGUUUGAGUUCAACUCCAGGCUGCAAAACACCCUGUGAGGACGCACAAGGUGACAGAUCUAAUGCUAUUCUAGUGCUGGAUGGUACUACCCAGCCAUUAGAGAGAGACUGUAAAGACACUUUCACGCACAACCGCUUAAGGCCUGCUCACGGCCGCACAGAGGAGUCUGGCUCAGAGUCUCCUCCCAGGAAGUUGUCAGAGAAACAACCUUCUGCCACCAGCAAGGACGUGAUUGUACCACGAGUUAGUACGAUCAGGAAAUUAAAGAUGGACCCAUCUCAGUACCUGAGCAAGCUGCGGAACAGAAUCUGCAGGGGUAAUCAGCAACUUGUUUCCGUUGACCCAAUCGUCCUUUCCAGUGAUGAUGAAGAUUCACCUGCUGAACCACAGUGCACAGAGCUGAUGCAGGAUGGUAUCACUGAAAUCAAAGAAACAGACCAACAAUCUGACUUCUCAGCCAAGCAACUGGAAGACAAGAUGGAAAGCCACAAAGAGCAGUUUUUAACAGAGUCGAUUGAAGAUAAAUGCCUGAUCGCCUUACCUUCUGAGAGAACACCUAGAAAACAGAUAAACCCGUCACUGGAUGUUACAUUUGAUAGUCUAUACAUUGGGAAAUUUAAAUGCUUAUCAGUAGGUCCUGCUAGGUUUACAGCAAAGAAUAUUGUGAUCCCACUCCAGGUGGCUCUUAAUAAGAACUUUAAGCUGACAGUGGAUACUCUGGAUCUGAGAAGGUUUGGCCUGUGGAGAAGUGAUGGUGGCUGUUCUUCAACAACUAUCAUUUUUCUUUGGUUGUCUACGGAUUAUGUAGAAAACAUGGAAACCCAAUUUGGAAAGUUAGUUAUCAGCAAGCCGUCCAAACCUGGUGAAUUUGUAUUUCUUGAAUUGUCCCAACCACUCACAGAGUGGGAAGAAGACAGACUGACUGAACUGAUUACAAAUGUGAGCAAGAAGAACAGAGCACCAGAUCUCGCUGAGAUUUUGUCCUUGAAGCAAGCAUUUCCCUUGUUUAAGGAUCUUACUCCUGAAGAAAGCUCUUUCAUAAGUUGCCAUAAGGAUCUACUGAAGCAAUAUAUGCCAAAAAAGAAUACCUCAGAUGCUCAUGAAUCUGCAGUUCAGGAAUCAAAACUAAAAGUGGUCAGGCCCAGUUAUGCACUUGCAAAUAAGCAGAAUUGUGGUUGCUAUUCUAUCUCUUUGUCCUCUGCACUGAAUGAAGAAUGGAAAGAAGUAAGAGAAACAGGAACAGUUAAGAAUUUAAUUGUUUACCCACCCCCACCUGCAAAAGGAGGACUGGGAGUCACAAGAGAAGACUUAGAGUGCUUAGAGUAUGGAGAGUUUCUCAAUGAUGUCAUCAUUGAUUUCUAUCUUAAAUACCUGUUGUUGGAGAAGGCACCAAAACGUCUUGCUGACCGUACACACAUUUUUAGCAGUUUCUUCUAUAAGUGCCUGACCAGGACAGAAAAAACCUCUGAGGGGGAUGUCAAAGUUUCAGUGGCACAGAGAAGACACAGAAGAGUAAGAACAUGGACUCGUCGUAUAAAUAUCUUCAGUAAAGAUUAUAUCUUUGUGCCUGUGAAUGAGGAGUCUCAUUGGUACAUUGCAGUUAUCUGUUUCCCUUGGUUAGAAGAAGCUGUGUAUGAGGAUUGUCCCCAUCAGAAUUCCUUAUCUCACCAGUCUCCACUUCGUUCAGAGAGUGAGAACACUAGACCUGGUUCAGUGUUCUUCAAGGGUGAAGAAGAAAUGGAUUCCAACAGAAUUUUAUUCUCAAAAGGUGGCAAUGAAAUUGCUGCUGCUGCUUCAGUUCUAGAUUCAGCUAUUUCUAAAAUCUCCCUAAGUAAUUCCAAAAGGCAGAUUUGUAAAAGGCCUUGUAUACUCAUCUUAGAUUCUUUGAAAGCUGGUUCUGUGCAGAAAACAGUUCAGGUUUUGAGAGAGUACCUUGAAAUGGAAUGGGAAGCCAAGCGGAAAACACAUCGGGAAUUCAGUAAAUCAACAAUGAUUGAUCUGUGUCCCAGAGUGCCUAAGCAAGAUAACAGCAGCGACUGUGGGGUCUAUCUGCUGCAAUAUGUGGAAAGCUUUCUCCAGAACCCCAUAGUUAACUUUGAAGAGCCACUGCAUCUGGAGAAUUGGUUUCCUCGUCAGCUGAUCAGAAGCAAAAGAGAAGAAAUUCGUGACCUGAUCUUGCAAUUGCACUUUCAACAGCAUAGUGGCAGCAGCAGCUAACAAAUCUAAAGGCAGACCUGGCAAAGGACAUUGCUGUAUAAAGUAACUGGAACUCUGCCUAGCAGCACUUGAUCUCUCCCUGCCUUGCAAGGAACACAAAAAAAAAAACAACCAGAAGAAGUAUUUUUUGUUCAGCAUGUAUUUAUUUAAAGAUUUUUUUUUCAGUGGUGUUGUGUGGUCCUAGAAUGCUGGGAGGGGGGAAGGGAGAAGGUUGUAGCUAAGAGUGUAAAUAUAAGUUAAAGCUAAUGCACGUGGAUUGCUAGUUGAACCUUUGUUUGGCAUAUAAAAACUGCUUACAGGUAUAUGCCACAAAGAUAUAAAAAUACUUUCGUCUUUUGGAGCCUCUUCUUUAUAAUUCUACUUAAACGUGAAUGGUAUAUAAACAUGGAGUUGGCCAUGACAACAGGAUUUUGGUCCUGUAUGUGUCUUUUGAUUUUGCAACUGAUACAAAUUGAGUGAAUACUAUGUAUUGUUUUAAUUUAAGGAUGUAAUAUUGACUCUCUUUAGAGAUUUAUGUUUUUGUUUUGUUUCUGAUUAUAUACAGACAUAAUCUGCAUGUGUCAGAAAAUUCUGCCAAGAUUUGAGGCUGAGUUUUUGUUAUAUUUUUUAUUAACAUUAUUUCCCUCCCUGUAAUUUUCUUCAUAAAAAUGAGUUUUCAGGAGUGGAAGACAUUUACUUGAGAGUGACUAUUGAAAUACUCUAAAGUCAAGAGUGGAUUUUUUUUAAAGUAUUUUUUAUUUUUUUUUCUUAUCAGAUUUCAGAAGACAACUUGCUCGCAAAGUACAUACCAAUACAGUAUGUGUAAGCAGUAGAUUUUUAAUGCUGUUCACCUGUUUUUUGGAAAUAAUUUCUACAAAUCUUAUCAUCACCUGCAUUAGCAAGGCAAGCAGGCUGUGGCUUAACAGCCUCAAAAGUCUGAGGGGUUUUACUGAAAAUUAGGGUCAAUAUGUGUGUGUGAUAUGUCUUUAAGAUAUGUGAUUUACAUAUAAGACAAACAGGAUUUACACUUAGCUUAGAAGAAUUGCAUAAAGAUGCAUGAAUAUUGAGUGUCUGAACUCAGACUUGAUUUGAUAAACUAGCAUAAGUUUAUCAAUCUGCCUACAUAUUUAUGUAGUUUUUCCUCAAAUAGCAAUCACAUAAAAUUUCAAUAACAUUUUGAUGUGCACACUUUUUUCUGUACUUUCUGCACGAUAGAAGGUGAUUGUUAUAAGAGGAUGUUUUCUCCUGUUCCUCACUAUAAGUUUAAGUGUCAUCUCACCCUUCAGAAGGUGUGCCAGAUAACCACCAAAGCCACCUGUGUCAUGAAAUAAUCUACAAAAGCAGAGCUCUUAAACUGGAAGUAGGAUAGGGAGUUAAAAUAAAAAAUGAGGGCAACCCAAAGAUAUGAACAUUGUUAUGUCACUGCAGAAUUCUCAGGGCCCCUUCCCUCAAGACAACUCUGAAACUGAGCAUUUGGAAAAUCCAGUUAUUACUUCAGGUCCUGUACAGUCAUCCAACACCCCCCCUACACCCCCUUAUUGUUUCUCAAACCAGGAAGCAUUCUUGCUGGAGCAGAGAGGCAAUUUGAAAACAAAGCAAUUUGCUGAACACAGUUACCUUCUGUAUAGCUGUGAGCAGCCCAGUACAAUUACUGUAUGUUUUUUGUCUUUGUUUCUACUUUAAUUCUGUAAUAUGUCACUACCCGUCCUCCCCUCCACCCCCCAACAUCUCUCGCUCUCAUCACGGUGUUUGUUGUUCAGUACCUAAAUCACAACACCAGCAUUACUUACAAGGGUGAUCUAUGUAUUUAUUGUAAAACAAAUGAAAGAUAAAAUGCAGAAAUACGUGCCCUUUUUUAAUUGAUGAAUAUUUUCAGUGUUUCCUUAUAAAAAAUAGUUUGGGCUUUUUCUUAUGGUAAAGUUAGCUUUUAUCAUCAAGUGAGACUUGUUCUCUUUCAGGUUGACUGGUUUAUAAAUGUUUAAAAGCAAAAGUAAUUUUUAAAAUUUUCUAAAUUUAUUUUAUAACAUGAAAGGAUUGCCUUUUUAGAUUUGCUACAUGCAUGCUAUGAGAAUGCCAAUGCAUUUGAUAUUAAAAUUAUCUCCAGAAGUU
Molecule: messenger RNA, 5346 nt
Organism: Empidonax traillii (willow flycatcher)
Lineage: Eukaryota; Metazoa; Chordata; Aves; Passeriformes; Tyrannidae
Gene: SENP7
Product: SUMO specific peptidase 7
Exons: 24
Coding region: 112-3258 (1048 amino acids)
Biological process (GO): protein desumoylation
Cellular component (GO): nucleus; cytoplasm
Molecular function (GO): SUMO-specific endopeptidase activity
Source: RefSeq, a predicted model, not a curated record